Molecule: messenger RNA, 620 nt
Organism: Prunus avium (sweet cherry)
Lineage: Eukaryota; Viridiplantae; Streptophyta; Magnoliopsida; Rosales; Rosaceae
Source: RefSeq, a predicted model, not a curated record
UUACCUAAAGCAAAAGUGGAAAAGACUCACUGAAGGAUAGCCGCUAUGGCCAGGUCUGCAGUCUGUGGGGCGGCAUUCAUCGUGGUGCUAUUAUGCGUGCUCCUGACUACUCCUUACGUCAUUAAUGCAACGAUAACUUGCGGUCAGGUCGUCACCUUACUCACUCCAUGCAUCCCCUUUGGAGUAUAUGGAGGGACUGUGCCACCAGAAUGUUGUGCAGGCAUAAAAGGGCUCAAUGAUGCACAAAACACCACAGAGGAUCGGAGAACUGCAUGCAGUUGCAUUCAACUGGGGGCUGCAUUGAUCCCUGGGAUUGACUAUGACCGCAUUAACACGCUGGGCGAUCGAUGCGGCUCUCCUUGUCCGUACAAAGUUUACCCCUCUACUAAUUGCUCUGAGGUAAGCUGAAUCCGUUGAAGCCUUAAGCUUGAAGGCACUGUACUUUAGUGCUUGAGUAGGAGAGUAAGAAUAAAAGCUUCUGGGAAAGCUGUCAGCUGUUGUUUAAGCACACAAUGCUUUUGUGGUACUUGCGGGGUCAUAUAUAGUUUGUAUUGUAUGGAUCACCGGUAAUCCAAAUUGUGAUCUACUUAGAGAUUAAUAAAACUCUGCCCUUUUAUAUA